AUGAUUCGUGAUACAACUACGCUGGUCUUUUGCGAUGUAGAAGGCUUUCGUCUUAGAUCGGCCUUCGUCAACGUAAUCAUGCUUAUUGUGUCAGCGCAGCUGAAUGAACUCUCAAAAGAAAAAAUUCUAGACAGGCUGCAGCGCGGCGUAAUAGCAUUAGAGGCAACAGAAAGCACAUUCGGCUAUACUACUACUUUUGGUGAACCUGGAAAAAUCUCAAAACCAGGUGUGUCAAAUGGUCUUGCAAUCUUAUAA
Molecule: messenger RNA, 255 nt
Organism: Protopolystoma xenopodis
Lineage: Eukaryota; Metazoa; Platyhelminthes; Monogenea; Polystomatidea; Polystomatidae
Source: the annotation of a GenBank genome assembly